Messenger RNA from Penicillium arizonense, 801 nucleotides. RefSeq names its product chorismate mutase ARO7. The record is from RefSeq and is a predicted model, not a curated record. Bases 1 to 801 code for a protein of 266 amino acids. Gene Ontology annotation, biological process: chorismate metabolic process; aromatic amino acid biosynthetic process. Gene Ontology annotation, molecular function: chorismate mutase activity. NCBI's taxonomy places the organism in Eukaryota, Fungi, Ascomycota, Eurotiomycetes, Eurotiales, Aspergillaceae. Gene Ontology annotation, cellular component: cytoplasm. The transcript is spliced from 3 exons.
AUGGAUACCGCCAUUGAUCUCUCCGAUGCCUCCAAGGCAUUGGACCUUGCCAACAUUCGUUUCCAGCUGAUUCGACUGGAAGACACAAUCACCUUCCACCUGAUCGAGCGGGUACAAUUCCCAGUCAACAAGACGGUCUACGUCCCUGGCGGCGUGAAGAUCCCCAACAGCGAGUUCAGUCUGCUGGACUACCUGCUCCGCGAACAAGAACGGCUACAGUCGCGCGUGCGCCGCUACCAAUCCCCGGACGAAUACGCCUUCUUCCCAGACGUGCUGGAAGAACCCAUCCUGCAGCCCCUGGAGUACCCGCACAUCCUGCACGACAACGAUGUGUGCGUCAACGACGUCAUCAAGAAGCGCUACAUCGACGAGAUCCUGCCCGCAGUCUGCCCAAAGUACGGACGUGAGGACCGUGGUGAGACGCAGGAGAACUACGGCUCGGCUGCAACCUGCGACGUUUCCUGUUUGCAGGCGCUGUCGCGUCGGAUUCAUUUUGGAAAGUUCGUUGCCGAGUCGAAGUUCCAGAAGGAUCCGGAGACUUUUGUGCGCCUGAUUAAGGCUGGGGACCGAGCUGGUAUUGAUGCUGCUAUUACCAAUUCGGCUGUUGAGUUGAAGGUCCUUGAGCGUCUUGGGCUGAAGGCUAAGACUUAUGGCACUGAUCCUGCUUUCCCUGAUGAGAAGGAUCAGAAGAUUAACAGUGAUGCUGUUGUUGCUAUGUACAAGGAAUGUGUUAUCCCAUUGACCAAGGUUGUUGAAGUCGAGUACCUCAUGCAGCGUCUCAAGGGAACACAGUGGGAGUAA